Messenger RNA from Emys orbicularis (European pond turtle), 1129 nucleotides. Its product is annotated as cytidine and dCMP deaminase domain-containing protein 1-like. The transcript is spliced from 8 exons. The coding region runs from base 152 to 1129 and encodes 325 amino acids. NCBI's taxonomy places the organism in Eukaryota, Metazoa, Chordata, Testudines, Emydidae. Gene Ontology annotation, cellular component: cytoplasm. The record is from RefSeq and is a predicted model, not a curated record. Gene Ontology annotation, molecular function: catalytic activity.
AGUUUCACUUCUGCUCUUUAAAAGCCUUUUAAAUCUCUGUGAAGCAAAUGCUCUUGGUAACAGAGAAACAGUGAUAUCAGAUGAAAGAAAGAGGAAGGAAAGAAGAAAUUCUUAAAUAUUUUCCAAAGGAAGAGACUCUUUACAAUCAGACAUGGAACGGGGUUACAAGAUUGCCACACGUUUAGGAAAUAAAAAAGACUUGUGUAUGUUUCUAGCCCUUCAUAUGGAGAAUUCGCCAAUGUGUGUUAGCCCAUCUGAAAAGUUCAAUAAAACUGGGAUUGUUGUGUGUGAGUCAGACAAAAUACACAAAGUGGUAGCAAUGAGCUGCUCCAGAGAAAACUUACAUGCUGUGCAACAUGUCAUGCUGAACGUUCCCUGUUCUUUGAGUAACUGCACUGUGUAUUUGUCCAGGAAACCCUGCUCCACCUGUACUACAUUUCUCAUUCAAGGAUCAGUUUCUUCAGUCUAUUACUGGCCAAUGUCUCCAGAACUAAAAGGGGAAGAUUCAGCAGUUGAGGAAGAUCUCAAGCAAGUUGACCAAAUGUUUCUCAGAAGUAAUAUAAGUAGCAGUGUUUUUCUGCCAAUCGCAGACUCUGACACUGUAUUUAAGAUUUCAUCUAGAAUCAAAAUAUACAAGUGCACAGAAUGCAGUUCCCAUUAUGCUGAGGCUGUCCCUAAAGACAUGGAAAAAAAUAGUUCAUUGCUUAAUAUGCAAGGCCAUAUAAGGAUAUGUGCAGAGCAGAUGAAGAAUUCAUUGUGUUGCCUUGAUUGUUUACUGCAUUGUCCCCAUGGAAAAUUUGAAAAAAAAGAAAAGAUUGAUGUGGAAAAAAUGCACACACAUGCAUUGCAGCUUUGUUAUCUUUUAGCAGCAAGAUCUGAUGAUCCAGAUCGAGGUGUGGGUUGCAUAUUAUACAGUCAGAAUGGAUAUUUUUUUGGGGCAGGUUAUAAUGGAUACCCCAUUGGUGCAAUAUUUGCAAACCUGCCUUGUGCAGGUAGAAACGUCAAAAAAGAGUCAGGAACAGCAAAAGGACCAGUCCUUAUCCAUGCUGAAGCAAAUGCUCUACUUUUCAGAGCUCGGAAGAAUCAGGAGAUCAAACUGAAGCUGCUGCUGAUGGAGCACUCCCUUUGA